Molecule: messenger RNA, 779 nt
Organism: Argentina anserina (silverweed cinquefoil)
Lineage: Eukaryota; Viridiplantae; Streptophyta; Magnoliopsida; Rosales; Rosaceae
Product: cytochrome b5-like
Exons: 3
Coding region: 166-579 (137 amino acids)
Cellular component (GO): membrane; endoplasmic reticulum
Molecular function (GO): heme binding
Source: RefSeq, a predicted model, not a curated record
CUUUAGCAGUUGCCUUGUUUACAACCCGCACCAACCCACCUUUCUCACCUUUAAUCUUAUUCAAAUCCCACACGAGCUCUUUGUCUGCGCAAUCAGCACACACACACACACUUACAAGUCUUUUGAUCAGUUUCCCAAGUCCCGCAACUCAAAGCUUCUGUUACUAUGGGCGCCGAGAUGAAGGUCUACACUUUGGAAGAGGUCUCCCAGCACAGCGAUCGCAAAGACUGCUGGCUCGUCAUUGAUGGCAAGGUGUAUGAUGUGACAAAAUUCUUGGAGGACCAUCCUGGCGGUGAUGAGGUCUUAUUGUCAUCCACAGGGAAGGAUGCAACUGGUGAUUUUGAUGAUGUUGGCCACAGUACCUCUGCUAGAGCAAUGAUGGAUGAAUACUAUGUUGGUGACUUUGAUAAGGCAUUCGUCCCUGCUAAAACAGCGAAGUACACUCCUCCCAAGCAGCCUGACUACAAUCCGGACAAAACACCCGAUUUCAUCAUCAGACUCCUCCAGUUCCUUGUUCCCCUGCUCAUUUUAGGUCUGGCUUUUGUUGUGCGCGCCUAUACUAAAUCAUCAACGGCCUAAAUGCUGCAAACCAACAAAGAUAAUUGAGAAGCUUGUCUUUUAAUAAGUUUAUCUUAGGGCGUUGAAUGACCUUUUGUUAGUUUUUCAACUUUUCAUGUCCAGAAUUAUUCAUCAAGGAGUGUUACGGUACUUGACUUCUUACUGGUAAUGAUUUUUGCCAGCCUUUUGGUUUGCCCGAAGUGAAUGCUCUUGUGAUCUCA